AAUGUUUUUUUGACAAUUUCUUUACAGAUAUGGUUCACCUCGUUUCAGUGACUCUGCUCUUCUCAGUAGUAUGUGGUAUAGGAGCAUAUAUUCCUCAUCACUAUCACUUUGUGAAUGAGAAUAAAACCUGGAGUGAAGCUCAGACUUACUGCAGAGAGAAAUACACUGAUCUGGCAACCAUCAGCAACAUGGGAGAGAUGGAGAACCUGAAUCACACACUGAUGAAGGAAAAUGCAAAGAAAGCUUGGAUUGGUCUACAGAGAGCAGGACCUGGGAGAUGGCAGUGGUCUCUGGAAGACCAAACUUUCUACAGAGACGGAGUCACUUACACACACUGGCAUAGUGGACAACCAAAUAAUUAUGGGGGAAAUCAGUACUGUGUGGCAUAUUGGAAUCCCAAUCCAUUAUGGUAUGAUUACCAAUGUGAAACGCUGUUUCCUUUUGUAUGUUAUGAAGUAGUAUGUGUUACAGGAGCAUAUAUUCCUCAUCGCUAUCACUUUGUGAAUGAGAAUAAAACCUGGAGUGAAGCUCAGACCUACUGCAGAGAGAAAUACACUGAUCUGGCAACCAUCAGCAACAUGGGAGAGAUGAAGAAGCUGAAUCAGACACUGAUGAAGGAAAAUGCAAAGAAAGCUUGGAUUGGUCUACAGAGAGCGGGACCCUGGAGAUGGAUGUGGUCUCUGGAAGACAAAACUUUCUACAGAGACCGAGUCACUUACACACUCUGGCAUUAUGGAGAACCAGAUAAUGCUGGGGGAGUUGAGUAUUGUGUGGGAUAUGAUUACUAUACUACAUUAUGGUAUGAUAACGAAUGUGAAACGAGGAAACCUUUUGUAUGUUAUGAAGUUAUUUUUCUUGCUUUUUGUUCUUUUGAUAAAAAGAGCUGGUAUGAUGCUCAGACCUACUGCAGAAAGAAUUACACCGACCUGGUCAGUGUGAGGAACCAAACUGAGAAUGAGGAGAUCAGGAGUGUUUCAUGCAGUUCACCUUUUUGGAUUGGUCUGUUUAAUGACUCCUGGAAUUGGUCAGAUCAGAGUAACUCCACAUUCAGAUACUGGAGAUCUGACAAACCCAGUGGAAAUUUGAUCUGUGCUGCAGUGUCUGAGUCUGAGCAACGUUACUGGACUGAUGUGAACUGCACAGAAAAACUCCCGUUCAUCUGCCAUGAGAAUAAACUGAUCCUGAUUAAGAAGAAUCUGACCUGGUGGGAAGCUCUGACAUACUGCAGGAACCAUCAUCAUGACCUGGUGUCAGUGUGCACUGAGGAGAUGCAGCUCUGGGUGAAGGAAGUGACUCAAAACGCCUCCACUGAACACGUGUGGCUCGGCCUGCGUCACGACUGCACCCAGCGUGUCUGGUUCUGGGUUGUUGGAUCAAUAAUCUGCUAUCAGGGCUGGGCACCAGGGAAUGGGACUUGGAAUGAAGACUGUAGUCAUGAGGAGAGAAGCGGAGCAGUGCAGUCUGGAGGAGAGCAGAAGUGGAUCGAGCUGCCUGAGAGCCAGAAGCUCAACUUCCUCUGCUCUACCUAUGAUGAUUUGUUUUAUUAAACUUGAAGACUGAAGACAAGUUGUGGUCCAUCAUCUGUGUCAAGCAUCAGCUGAUCUACAGCAAUGUCUCAUUUAUAUUCUUCUACACAUUAUUAUUAUUAUUAUUAUUAACCAAAUGUUCCC
Messenger RNA from Tachysurus fulvidraco (yellow catfish), 1670 nucleotides. Its product is annotated as macrophage mannose receptor 1-like. Bases 30 to 1547 code for a protein of 505 amino acids. The transcript is spliced from 7 exons. The record is from RefSeq and is a predicted model, not a curated record. NCBI's taxonomy places the organism in Eukaryota, Metazoa, Chordata, Actinopteri, Siluriformes, Bagridae.